AUGUCACAGCGAAAUCUUGAAGCUUCAAUCACGUUUUUGGAGGCCUCUAGUAAGGCAACCGAAAGACAAGGCGAGAUCCUGAAAGCUCAGCGGCAGCACUUGGAAUCCCUGAAACGGCAACGUGUUGAAGAACACCAGGCAUCACGAACCAGGCGGCUUGCGGUUCAGAAUUUAAGUCUGGCAGUAGAAGAGAAGACUCAAGCACUUGCUUUAGAGCUCAAGGAAGCUGAAGAAGGACUCCGAGGUACACUCAGUCAGAUCCCGUCCUUAGCAGCUGAUUAUCUCCACAACGACGACAGUCAUCUGCAGACCUUGACGGCUAUUUCUGCAAUCGAUGCAGAUCAUGGAAACGACGUGCGGGUAAGGGUGACACAGCUGACUGAGAAGCUAAGUCAACUGGAUCGGGAAGCAAUUGAAUGUCGUUUGAAUCGUGUAUACCUGCAACAGCUGGCGAGGCACGAUGCGGACCAGUGUUGCGAGCAAAGCCAGCUUAUUGAGCAUGAGGUGGAGAAGGAUCUGAAAUCGCUUCAUGUUGAAAUACCAGAUGUGGCGACAAUGGCUGUCGCCCAAUGCUUCAGAACACCUCUACUUCAAGCACUUGCAGAGCGGCAGACACGAAGGGACGCUCAAGCACGAAGUCAGCUCGAAGAUGUUAGCAAUGCUAUGACUGUCCUUAUCGAGGCAGCCAGGGCUUUUGUGGAUCGUCUUGAAGCUCUUCUAUCAUACCGGACGGCCCUUACAGCGUACCAAGCAGAUUUCCAAGCUCUUGCACACGGAUUUGAAAAAAAAGUCAAUGCAGGAAAGCAAGUGAGAAAGCCAUACAGAGGCGCGACAUCUCUAGCGAUGGAGGACGUAAUGAAGCACUGGAACGUACCUAUUUCCGAAAGUGGCUCUGUUGAACAAGCACUGUGGGCCAGGAAGCGAAAGGUGGAGCAGGACGCCCAUCGAAGCAGUAUUGCUGUGGAAGACAUGAUACGAAAACACCACAAUGCCUUGCCCAUGGAUUGUGCAAAACUCGUCGAUAUAGACACCGGCACAGACGUGUGUCUAUUGAAAUUUGAGAAGGAUAUCGAGAAGCUUCAGGACUGUAUGGACAGGGCAGAUCUAGCAGAUCUGGCAGGAACAGAAGGCACAGAAGGAGACGAAUGCCAAGUUCGUUUUGUCAAUAGGUGGGCAUAG
Molecule: messenger RNA, 1179 nt
Organism: Endocarpon pusillum Z07020
Lineage: Eukaryota; Fungi; Ascomycota; Eurotiomycetes; Verrucariales; Verrucariaceae
Exons: 3
Coding region: 1-1179 (392 amino acids)
Source: RefSeq, a predicted model, not a curated record